UUGGAGGGAAACGAAGGCCGGCGAAAGGACUGGGGGAAGGGACCCAGGCCUAGAACAACUGCUGACUAAUCGGCCGGCCGGCGGGCGGGUGGGCGGCGGGGGAGGGGGUGUGCUGCCGGGUCAGGCGGAGUCACGCGCCCGAGUGCGUGCAGAAUGAGUUCGGGGCGCUCAGACCUUGGCGGGAAACUAGAAUCCCGACUGCCAGCCGGGGGCCCCCGCCAGGCCUUCCGGGGGCGGGUGCGCGCGCCGCACACAUAGCCCCAGGACCGCCCAUAACCACCUUCAGCCACGCUAUGCAUGCCAGAGACCAUCCUGGCCGACUGUCCCCAGCACUGCCUCUUGCCUCUUCAACCCUGAUGCUGCUGCUGAGUAGCCUGUGGCUGGUGGGGGCAGGCCCCAGCCUUGCCCUAACCCCGGAGCUGCUGCUGGACCCCUGGCAAGUGCACCGGCUCCUGACCCAUGCGCUGGGUCACACGGCUCUGCCAGGCCUGCUCCUGAGCCUGCUGCUCCUGCCCACACUGGGCUGGCGGCAGGAGUGUCACCUGGGUACGCUGAGGUUCCUGCAUGCCUCUGCCCUGCUCGCCUUAGCCACUGGGCUGAUGGCUCUGCUGCUGGCAGGCAUUGGGGCAUCCACCGCAGCUGGUGGCUGUGGAUACAUGCCUGUCCACCUGGCCAUGUUGGCAGGGCAAAGUAACCACCCUAGGCAGCCCCAUGGGGUGCUGCCACCUAGGCUGCAGCCGUGGCUGCUGCUUGCCCUGACACCACUGCUCAGCUCUGAGCCGCCCUUCCUGCAGCUCUUCUGUGGCCUCCUUGCUGGCUUGGCCUAUGCAGCUGGGGCCUUCUGGUGGCUGGAGCCCUCAGAGCAGCGGCUGCAGGUGCUACAGGCAGGCGUCGUAUGCAGGACCCUGACCAGAUGGUGGCCACUCAGGUUCCUUCCCGCCCCAGGAAGCCUGGCUGAGCUGCCUGUCACCCAUCCUGCCACGCAGAGGCCUCCUACCCCUGGACCUCCUAACAUGGCCUCCCCUAGCCUCUGGUCCCAAGUUGGAGGCUCAGCCCCACUCCCACCAGGUCUGGAACCUGUGCAGCACACCUGGGAGGGCUCUUCAGAAUUAGGCCUCGCCUGGGCUGGCUCCAGCUUCCCCCCAGGAUCCCCUCUGUGGGCGGCCCUGGAUGAACAGAUGCUACAAGAAGGGAUCCAAGCCUCACUCCUUGAGGGGCCUGCCCAGGGACUGGAAAGCCCUCUGUGGCUGCCUAAGUCUUCUGUUUCCUCUCUGCGGCUGCAGCAGCUGGAGCGCAUGGGCUUCCCCACAGAGCAGGCGGUGGUGGCACUGGCAGCCACAGGUCGCGUGGAAGGCGCUGUGACAUUACUUGUUGGGGAGCAGGUGGGCGUCGAGACUUUGGUGACUGAUGGGAAGGGUGGGUCUGCCCAUCCCGAGGGUCCUGAGCCCCCUUAGCAAUGGCAGAUCUUUAGGUGACCUGCAGGUGUGUAGCCAGGCCCCUGCCCUGUCUACUGAGAGGCCCCAUGGGGUACAGGGGCACCCUAGGGAGCAGGAGAGGAUCCUUCAGCAUCCCACUCUGGUACUAUUAAUAAAAAACAAUUCACUUUUC
Condylura cristata (star-nosed mole) is the source of this 1608-nucleotide messenger RNA. RefSeq names its product rhomboid domain containing 3 (gene RHBDD3). Bases 294 to 1454 code for a protein of 386 amino acids. The record is from RefSeq and is a predicted model, not a curated record. Gene Ontology annotation, molecular function: serine-type endopeptidase activity; protein binding. The transcript is spliced from 6 exons. Gene Ontology annotation, cellular component: membrane. Lineage: Eukaryota; Metazoa; Chordata; Mammalia; Eulipotyphla; Talpidae.